GUUCCGCGCGGGCGGAGCGGGAAGCGACACCCGCCGCGGCGGCCCGGCAGCAUGGGCUCGAGCUGACAGCGCCCGCCUCGCAGACGCUGAGCGCUGCUGGUGGAGAGAGGAAAAGUUGCUGCAUCCGCUCAGGGAAACUUUCUGCCUCUCAGCCUAACCUAGCCGAGGCAGGGAGCGGGGCAGCGGAGCAAAGCCGUCCGGUCCGGUGCAGUGCGGUCCGGUCCCUGCGCGGCGGCGGCGGGACGUGCUGCGCUGAGCUCAGCUGAAGCGGCGCGGGGGCCAUGCCCGCCGCCAGCCUGCUGCCGCUCUUCGGUAACGCCGCGGGGCCGGGGACGCUGGGCGGCCCCGCGGGCGGCAGCGCGGGCGGCGGCGGCAGGAAGGCGGCGGGCCCCGGCGCGUUCCGGUUGACGGAGAAGUUCGUGUUGCUGCUGGUGUUCAGCGCCUUCAUCACCCUCUGCUUUGGGGCCAUCUUUUUCCUGCCCGACUCCUCCAAGCUUCUCAGCGGCGUCUUCUUCCACUCGGCUGCCCUGCAGCCGCCGCCACCGCCGCCCGGCGGGCAGCCUCGCGCCCCUCCGCAGCCUGGGGGUGGCCCGGUGGCAGGGUUGGCGGCAGCGGCGGCGGCGGCAGCGGGCGGGGCGGGCAGCCUGGAGCGGAUCCGUGCGGACCACGAACGGGCUCUGCGGGAGGCCAAGGAGACUCUACAGAAACAGCCUGAAGAAAUCCGUAGGGACAUCCGGCAGGACAAGGAGAAACUUCUGCAGGACGCCCGCGGCAGGAAGGAGGCUGGGGCCCCUGGCUUGCCCCAGCGCCUCUUCCGCCAGCCCGUCGGAGCUGUGGGGCAGGAGCCCGCCGACCCCGCCGUCCGGCAGAAGAGGGCCAAAAUCAAAGAGAUGAUGAAACAUGCCUGGGAUAAUUAUAAACGUUAUGCAUGGGGAUUAAAUGAACUGAAACCCAUAUCUAAGCAAGGACAUUCAAGCAAUUUGUUUGGUAACAUUCAAGGAGCAACAAUAGUGGAUGCCCUUGAUACGCUAUACAUCAUGGAAAUGAAAGAGGAAUUCAAGGAAGCCAAGGAGUGGGUUGAAAAAAACUUAGAUUUCAAUGUGAAUGCUGAAAUUUCAGUAUUUGAAGUGAAUAUUCGUUUUGUCGGUGGACUGCUUUCAGCUUACUACCUUUCAGGAGAAGAGAUUUUCCGAAAGAAGGCAGUAGAACUUGGAGAGAAAUUGCUACCUGCUUUCAACACCCCGACUGGGAUACCGUGGGCGUUGCUUAACAUUAAGAGCGGAAUUGGUCGAAAUUGGCCCUGGGCCUCUGGUGGCAGCAGCAUUUUGGCAGAAUUUGGGACUUUGCAUCUGGAGUUCGUUCAUUUGAGUCACCUCUCUGGAAACCCUGUCUUUGCUGAAAAGGUGAUGAACAUUCGCAAAGUCCUAAAUCGACUGGAUAAACCAGAAGGCCUUUACCCCAACUACCUGAACCCCAGCAGUGGCCAGUGGGGCCAGCAUCACGUCUCCAUUGGAGGGCUUGGGGAUAGCUUUUAUGAAUAUUUGCUCAAGGCAUGGCUGAUGUCUGACAAGACAGAUGAAGAAGGCAAGAAUAUGUAUUAUGAUGCUGUUCAGGCCAUAGAGACCCACCUCAUUCGGAAAUCAAGCGGGGGGCUGACAUACAUCGCUGAGUGGAAGGGUGGACUGCUGGAACACAAGAUGGGACAUCUCACUUGUUUUGCUGGAGGCAUGUUUGCUCUGGGAGCAGAUGGAGCCCCUUCUGACAAGACAGGCCACCACAUUGAGCUGGGCGCAGAGAUUGCGAGGACUUGCCACGAAUCCUAUGAUCGGACAAGCAUGAAACUGGGACCAGAAGCCUUCAGGUUUGACGGUGGUGUUGAGGCCAUUGCCACAAGACAGAAUGAAAAAUAUUACAUCUUACGACCAGAAGUGAUAGAGACCUACAUGUAUAUGUGGAGGCUGACUCAUGACCCAAAGUACAGGCAGUGGGGAUGGGAAGCUGUGGAGGCACUGGAAAAACACUGCAGAGUAGAUGGGGGUUACUCUGGCCUUAGAGAUGUUUAUAACAGUCAUGAAAGCCACGAUGACGUGCAGCAAAGUUUCUUCCUUUCAGAAACACUCAAGUACUUGUAUUUGCUGUUUUCUGAAGAUGAUCUUCUUCCAUUCGAACACUGGGUCUUCAACACAGAGGCUCAUCCUCUCCCUGUUCUUCACAAUGAUGAUGAGAAUAAAGAAGAAAAUCAGAAAUAGAAGAUCAAAUCCUGCUUUGUUCCAUUCCCUGUGUUCCUUUCCAGGACUUGAGCACAUCUUGAUUCGAUUUUCAAUUCCUGAGUUUAAUUUUUAAAUCCAGUGUUUUGCAGUCUGUUUUCUUUACCAGUAGGUAUUUAUGAAUGAACCCAAACUGACUUGGAUAAAACUUCAUUCUUCUUAUCCAGCUGAACCACGUCUUAGAAGAGAAAUAGGACACAUCCCCAGGUGUUGUCAGGCCGCAGUGUCACCUUGGCCAAAACGAGCAGAGAGUCUGCAUGUUACCUGUUUCCUGGUAUGCUUUUAAUUUGACUGCAAAAUUCUUUUCUCCUCUGUGAGGAGAUGUCUGCUUUAAGCUGUAAUAUUUUGCCAUGUUGCAAAAAGCCAUAUUGAAUUAAGUAUAAAGAGCUUUUUUCUGUUCUUACUUUGUGUUGUUCUAUGUUUGUUUGGUUUGUGUGUCAUCCAAGACAAAUCCUGUGACUGUGACAGCCUCUUCCUAUGCGGGUCAAUCAUUACUUGGUAAAGUAUCUGAUGUAUUUCAUUGUCAAUGAAGUCUACAUAGGAAUAUUUUCAUCUCAUGCAGGUACAACUCUGAAACUGCAGUAUUUGUUGAAGUUAGUCUGAACUUAGUUUUUAUGAAUUUAGCACAUUAGUUAGCAGACCUUAGUUUUUCAGGGUUUAGAGUAUUGUAAUAGAAUAAAUUGUUCCCUCCCUUUCCCAACUGGUGUUAUUCUCAUGUCUUAAGUCAGGCUAAUACAGAGUAAAAGAAGAUCUUUGUUUCAUAUUAAGGAAGGGACUCUUACCUUCUCUCCAUAUAUAUUUAGUCCAGUAGCUUUCAUUUGGGUGGCUGGCAAAAAGACAAAAUAAUGCUUGAUGACAUUUUCCUGGAAGCUGAGAAUUAUACCAGAGACAGUUAGUUUGGUUCUAGGGAGGACUUUCUGAAACCCUUGGACAGGUUCAGGUUUACUCUCACAAAGUGAUUUAAUGUGUCUACAUGCAUAAAAUUAGAUGUCCAGAUGCCUUGAAGAAAACUUAACUCCUUGAAAGAAGAAAUUCAUUCAGAGAGGAAAUUAUCCAGCAUACAACAACGAAAUUGGUCUUCUCCAAGUGAGGGAGUGCAGCACAUUGGCAGUUAUUCCCUGGACUAGAGGCCUGGCUUCCUAAGAAAGGUAACAGCUUUGCCAAAAAUGUUUUACUUUGCAGCAUCACCAAAGGGAAACAAAAUUAGGCACAAUUAAUUUCUCUUUCUGCAUUGGUGUGGAGUGGUUUAUGUCACGACUGGGUCUGUCUGUGUUUUCAUUUAGUGACAGGGUCUCUUUCAGAUGUUUCGAGUAGGGUAUAACCCUUGGCUUCUUGUUCUGAGAAAGCACAGCAAUCACUGGUUUGACUGCAGCAGAACAAACAUGGUUCUGAGCAGUGCUGCUCUUGAAAGGUAUUUAGUCAGAUGGCUCCCAGGUCCAGCAAAGCUAGUCACAGACAGAGGAAGCACACUUGUUUGGGCAUUACAAAGUACAUUUCUUCUGUACUGAUGGGUCUGCCAGGUAGUUUUUCUGAGGUAGAAGCCAAGAGUAAAGAUAACAGAUUACAUUUUUAUAUGUAGCAGCCACAGGCUGACCCAUAGACUUCACCCUUCGGAGUCUGUGAAGACUGCACUGCCUCUCUGCAGACAGAAGGAGGCCUGUGCCACAGGAGCUGCCAAAGACAUCCAUGUAGGGGACAAGGCAGGAGAAUCUUUGGUGAUGCUGAGCCUUCCAUCACAGGACUGGCAGAGCGGGGCAUUCAUACAUGGAGGUUACUGAGGUAGCCUGCUGAGCCUGGGCAGCCCAGGGCUGGGGGAAUGGAUGCAAAUAUGUGCAUCUGCCUCAGCUUACAUGGAACCAGCACAGUGAGCCAAGGAUUUCUGCUUUACUUUUGUGGGAGGAGUUGAUUAUUUCCUUUUUAAAGUGUCGAUUCCCUCAGGUCACAGCAAGGAGGAAGCUUUGGCUCUCCUCAGUUGAAAAGGAGAAAUCCUACUGGCUUUGACACUCCACAGUUUAUAUCAUUGGAGGGCUAGAACAUUCCAUCGUAUUCCUUCAGAAACAGCAUUAAUAAGGGUAGUGCCCACUCCCCAGGUAGUGCAGAGAAAUUAUAGCUGUGGAAUAAACCAAAAAAUUCUCCUCCCAUUUUAACCAAAAUAUAAUUACUUUUGUGUUAAUUAUCUUUACUGGAGCAUCUGCUGCUGCCUACAACAUGGUUGUGCAUGUGCUGCUAUAGGCCUUGUAUGGGUUAAAUAAAUACCUACAAGAGCCCAGACAAAAAUGACUCUUGCAGAAAUGUGUUUUGUAAGCCUCUUUUUACAUGUUUUUCUUCACCACAGUGUGCUUCCCCCAGCCCCAUCUAGUGAUCUUACCUUUGCUUAAGCUGAAGAGCAGCAGCAGUGAGCUCUUCUCUGUUUCAUCCACACAACUCCUGUACGCAUUGGGUCCUGUGUACAUAAACAGAAGCAUUAUGACUGUUUCCUUGUAAUACAGACAUUUAGUAGGGUUUAUUUUCUACGUUUGGGAGUUCUGAUGAUUUGAAAGAGCACAAACUUGAUGUGACUGGUGGUGGUAUUCAGGUUGUAUGUACAAACUGCACUAUACUGUACUUUUUGUAAACUAAUGUAAGUAGACGAGAAGAUUGUACAACGUGUAGAUCUGCCAACUGUAAGAAAACAAAAGCCUUUUCAUA
Messenger RNA from Pogoniulus pusillus (Red-fronted tinkerbird), 4955 nucleotides. It is a transcript of the gene MAN1A1, whose product is annotated as mannosidase alpha class 1A member 1. Lineage: Eukaryota; Metazoa; Chordata; Aves; Piciformes; Lybiidae. The transcript has 12 exons. Gene Ontology annotation, biological process: mannose trimming involved in glycoprotein ERAD pathway; carbohydrate metabolic process. The record is from RefSeq and is a predicted model, not a curated record. Gene Ontology annotation, molecular function: calcium ion binding; mannosyl-oligosaccharide 1,2-alpha-mannosidase activity. Gene Ontology annotation, cellular component: Golgi membrane; extracellular exosome; endoplasmic reticulum. The coding region runs from base 282 to 2249 and encodes 655 amino acids.